AUGGAAGUUAUAGAAAAAUUGUCCUCAGAUUAAUCUUAAAAUACAAAACCAUAAGAGCUAUCUGCUUCAAUAUAUAAGCAGGAAUUAAGCAGAGGCAUCAGCUCAUUUAUGAGCUUUUCAAUUGCUUUCACUAAUAUAGCAUGUAUCCCAUCAAUUUCAUUGCUAAUUGAUUUCGGAAUGAUUACAGGUGGUCCAGUGAUAAUGUUUUUAGGUUGGAUACUUGUGACAAUAUUUACCAUGUUUGUAGCUAGUUCAAUGGCCGAAAUUUGUUCUACUUACCCAGUUACUGGUAGUGUGUAUUACUGGUCUGGAGUACUAGCAAACCAAGAAUGGUCGCCACUCGCUUCUUUUUUAUGCGGAUGGUUCAGCUUAAUGGGUAAUUUAGCUAAUAAUGCUGGUUAAUCAUUCGUAACUCCUCACCUUUCUUCUCUCGAGUUUGCUUUCACUAAAUUCAACAACUAAACUGGUUUCGACAAUGUUUACUAUGUUGGUAUGAUAGGUCUUUUGAUGCCAAUGUAUGCAUACUCCGGUUAUGAGGGUGGUGCAACACUAGCCGAAGAGACAUUAAAUGCAAGUGUUAAUGCACCUAAAGGUAUAAUUAACUCCUGCAUUAUAUCUACAGUAACUGGACUUAUAUUCAUAAUGUCUAUUCUAUACGGAUGUGGAGAAAACAUAAACCAAAUCAUUAAUGGUACUAGUGAUCAUGCUCUGGUUAACUUUUUCAAUAUUGUAUUUAGAGGGAAUAAAACCUGGGUUAUAUUAUUUACUCUAGUUCUUAUGCUUAAUGUAUUAUUUGCUGGUUUCAGUUCUCUUAUUAUAACAUCGAGAUUGGAUUUCAAAUUUCAUAUGCAAUACCCAUAUUUUUAAGAAUAACUCAUUCAAGAUACAAUUUUAAGAGAUCCAACUAUGACUUAGCAAGGUAUAACAUUAGAUAAUUUCAAUUAUUCACCUGUUAUUGUUGGAUUCAUGAUUUUAUUUGCUUUAGUAAAUUGGAAUUUGCCUAAUCCUUAUGGAGCUAAACAUUUCUUUAGAGGUCCCAAAAUAAUUCAUGAUAAAGAAAGGCUAAAUUAUAGCUAAGAAUCAAAUAAGCUAUUAAAUAGAAAGAAGAAGGAUGAAGAUAUUGAUAUCGAUAUUGUUUGA
Stylonychia lemnae is the source of this 1140-nucleotide messenger RNA. NCBI's taxonomy places the organism in Eukaryota, Ciliophora, Spirotrichea, Sporadotrichida, Oxytrichidae. The record is from the annotation of a GenBank genome assembly.